CUCUCGCAAACAUGGUGAACGUUCCUAAAACCCGCCGGCCUUUCUGCAAGAAGUGUGGCAAGCACCAGCCCCACAAAGUGACACAGUACAAGAAGAGCAAAGAUUCUCUUUAUGCCCAGGGAAAGCGGCGUUAUGACAGGAAGCAGAGUGGCUAUGGUGGGCAGACUAAGCCGAUUUUCCGGAAAAAGGCUAAAACUACAAAGAAGAUUGUGCUGAGGCUUGAAUGUGUUGAGCCCAGUUGCAGAUCUAAGAGAAUGCUGGCUAUUAAGAGAUGCAAGCAUUUUGAACUGGGAAGAGAUAAGAGAAAGGGCCAAGUGAUCCGGUUCUAA
Zalophus californianus (California sea lion) is the source of this 329-nucleotide messenger RNA. Its product is annotated as 60S ribosomal protein L36a-like. Gene Ontology annotation, molecular function: structural constituent of ribosome. Gene Ontology annotation, biological process: translation. NCBI's taxonomy places the organism in Eukaryota, Metazoa, Chordata, Mammalia, Carnivora, Otariidae. Bases 12 to 329 code for a protein of 105 amino acids. The transcript has a single exon. Gene Ontology annotation, cellular component: cytosolic large ribosomal subunit; ribosome. The record is from RefSeq and is a predicted model, not a curated record.